Suillus clintonianus is the source of this 1832-nucleotide messenger RNA. Its product is annotated as cytochrome P450. Gene Ontology annotation, molecular function: monooxygenase activity; iron ion binding; heme binding. Lineage: Eukaryota; Fungi; Basidiomycota; Agaricomycetes; Boletales; Suillaceae. The coding region runs from base 1 to 1524 and encodes 507 amino acids. The record is from RefSeq and is a predicted model, not a curated record. The transcript is spliced from 10 exons.
AUGUUGACGCCCGCCAACGCUACUUGGCCGAACCUAUGGCUCUGUCUUGCUGGAGUCGGAGGAAUGUAUCUGGUGAAGCGUGUAUUCUCCAAGAAGAAUCCUGCACCAUACCCACCUGGUCCUCCGGGGAGACCUCUCAUUGGAAACCUCCUAGACAUGCCUCAGGUCAAGACCUGGCUCACCUUCACUGAGUGGGGCAAGAAGCAUGGUGAUAUCUCCCAUAUCGAGGUUCUAGGUCAGCAUAUCAUAGUGCUCAACUCUGUCAAGACGGCGUUGGAAAUACUAGACAAGAAGGGCUCAAUGUACUCUGACCGUCCUAUUCUUCCUAUGGGUGGCGAACUUUGUGGCUGGAAGCAUACUUUGGUUCUUCUGCCUUACGGCGACCGUAUGCGCGAGUACCGCAAGAAUUUCCACCGCAUCAUUGGAACUCGCGCCGCCAUAGAUACCUACCACCCGAUCGAGGAGAUUGAGACCCACCGAUUCCUGAAGCGUGUGCUAGCGAAACCUGACCAACUACAAGCACAUGUUCGACACACCGCUGGCGCGAUCAUUCUGCGCAUCUCUUACGGCUAUGAAGUGAUCGAGAAUGAUGAUCCCUUCGUUGAGAUUGCGGACCGCGCCCUCGACCAGUUCUCGCAGUGCGUUGCUCCUAGUGCUUUCAUGGUUGAUAACAUGCCAUUCUUGGCCAAGGUCCCUGAGUGGUUCCCAGGUGCUGGCUUCAAGCGUAUGGCCCGCGAAUGGCACAAGACCCUCGAAGAUAUGGCUGCUGCGCCCUAUAAACUUGUCCAGGAUCAGAUGGCUGCUGGAAUUGCCCCUAAGUCCUUCACCUCAAACCUGUUGGAGGGCCGUACUUUGUCUGCGGAAGAGGAUCACAACGUCAAGUGGUCUGCUGCAUCUCUAUACGCAGGUGGUGCCGACACGACUGUUUCUGCAAUAUACUCGAUUUUCCUGGCUAUGACACUUUAUCCUGAUGUGCAGAAGACUGCUCAGGCUGAAAUUGAUGCUGUGGUUGGUCCUGAUCGCCUUCCUUCUUUUGCCGACCGCCACUCCCUCCCCUACACUGAGGCGCUUGCCAAGGAAGUCCACCGCUGGAAUGUUGUCGCUCCUACCGCCAUUGUCCACCGUCUCUCUGAGGACGACGUACAUGACGGGUAUUACAUCCCCAAAGACUCCUUGGUAAUACCAAACAUUUGGUUCAUGCUCAAUGAUCCGCGGACGUAUGCUAACCCCUCAGAAUUCAAUCCUGAACGCUUCUUAGCCAAAGAUGGCAAGGAACCUGAAACAGACCCCCGCGCGAUCGGCUUCGGCUUUGGUAUACACCUCGCUGAUGCGUCCGUGUGGAUAUCUACCGUGAUGUCGCUCGCCGUCUUUAAUAUUUCCAAGGUUGUCGAGAAUGGUGUUGAGAUCACCCCUGAAGUCGACCCUUUAUCGGGAAUAAUCAGCCACCCCAAGCCUUUCAAGUGCUCUAUUAAGCCCCGUUCCGCAAAAGCCCUUGAACUUAUUCAGCAGGAUGCUAACUAUUGAUUGCACAAAGAUGUGCGAAAAAUACGUAUCGGUUGCAGGUCCUGGAAACAUGGAGGGUAAAGGUUGCUCGACAUUGACACAAACACAAUAUAGCUAGUCAUAGGAAAGUCACUAAUUGGUCACCAGCAGCGUCGAGUCAACCUUCAACGGAACAGGCAGAAACGAGCCAUGGGGCAGAGGCCAGCAGCACCUACAUGUUCUAGACAAUCACAGAAUGAAUAUGAUUGUUCCUACUAUGAGCAGCACGCAAACAACACAGGCGGAGCAAUAUGAAUUUCUCAAGCUGCAUUGCAAUUGCAAAGAUUAGA